AUGUCAAACUGGAACGUAAACGCAAACUCGUUCGUUCCGAACCCAAACGCUCGGCCAUUUGUACCUGGACAGCCAUACACACCACCAACUCCCGAACAGCCAAUCGUGGAACCAGCAGAAGGUAUAUCAUAUUUCCCGCUCAUUUUAUUUAUUGAAAAUUCAGAUUGGGAAGAGCAAGCUGAUCCAUCACCAGUUCCAGCACAACAAGAAACUGUCUCAUCGCCGGUUGAAGAACCUACUCCUGCUGCACCUGUUGCUGAGUCCGCACCACCAAAGAAGGAGCCAACACCAGAAGAAGAUGUAAUUGCACCUCUCGCCAAAAAGUUUCAACGGACUGUCUACGUUGAUGAUGGAUCCCAUAAGGAGCAUAUCAACAUUGUUUUCGUUGGACACGUCGAUGCUGGAAAAUCAACAAUUGGAGGUCAACUUAUGUUCUUGACUGGAAUGGUUGACAAACGGACAUUGGAAAAGUAUGAGAGAGAAGCCAAAGAAAAAGGACGUGAGAGUUGGUAUCUGUCUUGGUGCAUGGACACAAAUGAUGAGGAAAGAGAAAAGGGAAAGACAGUAGAAGUUGGACGUGCUUACUUUGAAACCGAAAAGCGUCAUUUCACUAUUCUUGAUGCACCAGGUCACAAGUCUUUCGUUCCAAAUAUGAUCGCUGGAGCUACUCAAGCAGAUUUGGCCGUUUUGGUGAGAAUUCUAGAGAUGAUGUCAUUCUUUGAAAUCUAUUUUCAGGUUAUCUCUGCUCGCCGAGGAGAGUUCGAAACUGGAUUCGACCGUGGAGGUCAAACUCGUGAGCAUUCUAUGCUUGUGAAAACCGCUGGUGUGAAACAUCUUGUCAUUCUGGUUAACAAAAUGGACGACCCAACCGUUAAAUGGGAGGAGGAGAGAUUCAAAGAAAUCGAAGGAAAGCUCACCCCAUAUCUUAGAAAGCUCGGUUUCAAUCCAAAAACUGAUAUCACAUACAUUCCAUGCUCUGGACUUACUGGUUCAUUCAUCAAGGACAGACCGUCUGCAACAGAAGGAAGUUGGUACACUGGACCAUGCUUCAUUGAAUUUAUUGAUGAGCUGCUUCCAUCAUUCAAGCGCGAUUUUAAUGGACCAGUUCGGUGUAUCGUUUGUGAAAAGUAUUCUGAAAUGGGAACUGUCAUCAUUGGAAAGAUGGAAUCCGGAUGUGUUCAAAAGGGAGAUACUCUUGUUGUCAUGCCAAAUAAGCAACCAGUUCAAGUUCUACAAAUUUGGGCAGAUGAUGUGGAGACUGAUCGUGUCGUCGCUGGCGAUAACAUUAAAUUCAAGCUGAAGGGAAUUGAAGAGAGCGAGUUGCAGGCAGGAUUCAUCAUUUGCUCUCCUGAUUCACUUGCUAAAACAGGACGCAUCUUCGAUGCCGAGGUUCUAGUGCUCGAGCACAAAUCAAUCAUUGCGUCUGGAUACUCGUGUGUACUUCACAUCCAGUCUGCUGUAGAGGAAGUCACAGUGAAGGGAGUCAUUGCCACAAUUGAUAAGAAGACUGGCGAGAAGAAGCGCGCAAAGUUCGUCAAGCAGGACGAAAAAUGUAUCAUGAGGCUAGAAAGCGCUGAAUCAUUCGUUCUCGAGCCUUUCAAGGAGUUCCCAUACCUUGGAAGAUUCACUCUCAGAGAUGAAGGAAAAACCAUCGCCAUCGGAAAGGUUCUCAAAGUUAUUGAGUAA
This is a messenger RNA of Caenorhabditis briggsae, 1686 nucleotides long. It is a transcript of the gene Cbr-erfa-3, whose product is annotated as Protein CBR-ERFA-3. The coding region runs from base 1 to 1686 and encodes 561 amino acids. Gene Ontology annotation, molecular function: GTPase activity; translation release factor activity; GTP binding. Gene Ontology annotation, biological process: translation. NCBI's taxonomy places the organism in Eukaryota, Metazoa, Nematoda, Chromadorea, Rhabditida, Rhabditidae. Gene Ontology annotation, cellular component: translation release factor complex. The transcript is spliced from 3 exons. The record is from RefSeq and is a predicted model, not a curated record.